CAUGGUAUCUGACUAUCGGGGAAAGCCGUGUGCGAUACCAGACUGUUGUGUAUUCGGGGCCCGCGCUCUGUUGGCAAUGCAUGCGGCACCUAUAGUGUGUUUAUUUAAAUCCCAAGAAAAUCGACAUUGGUCUCAAACCACAUCAACAUGGCGAAAGUUUUAGAAGGACUUCUAGGUACACACGUUAUCCGUGGACAGGGAGACAAAGCAGAGAAAGUGUGUGUAAACUCGCUUUGUGGGAGGAAUUCUGUGAUCGGCCUGUAUUUUUCAGCACACUGGUGUCCCCCUUGUAGGGGUUUUACACCAAUUCUUGUUGAUUUUUAUAAAAGUUUGAAACUGAAAAAUGAGGAUAUUAAAUUUGAAAUUGUGUUUGUGAGUUGGGACAAAGAUGAGGCGGGGUUUACGGAUUAUUUCUCCUCCAUGCCCUGGCUGGCACUUCCAUUUGAUCCAGACAAACGGAAAAAGAGUAAGCUGGCAAAGAAAUUCCGGGUACAAGGGAUUCCAAAGCUUGUCUUACUAGACGGAGAAACAGGCAAAAAAAUUACCACAGAUGGAUACAUGCGCCUUACUGAAGAUCCUGAAGGUAGCGAGUUUCCGUGGCGGAAGAAGAAAUUUACAGAAGUUAUCAGUGGAAAACUUAUAAACAAUCGAAAAGAGGAAUGUGAUGCUCUAGAACACCUGAAAGGAAAGUUUGUGGGGAUUUACUUCUCAGCUCACUGGUGUCCACCCUGUCGAGCCUUUACUCCUGAGGUAAUCAAGCUUUACGAGAAGUUGGAAUCCAACGGGAAGCACAUUGAAGUGGUGUUUGUAUCAUCAGACCGCAGCGAGGAAUCCUUCAGUAAAUACCUAGAAACAAUGCCCUGGUGGGCCAUACCCUUUGGAGACAGCCGGAUGGAGCAACUCAAAGCCAUAUUUGGAGUUGAUGGUAUUCCCACAUUUGUGAUCCUUGAUGGCAAUGGAGAGGUUGUGACCUUGAAUGGACGUACAGCAGUCAAUGUGGACAAAGAUGGCUUGGAAUUCCCAUGGUAUCCAAAGCCUUUGAAUCCUCUAACAGAAGGGGAAGCAGUUGCUCUGAAUGAGAGCCCAUCCCUGGUCCUUUUUACAGAGGGUGAGGAGGCAGACAUAGAGAUGAGUAAGGAAGUAUUGGAGAGUCUUGCUCGUGAAGAACACCAGAAAGGGGAGGAUCAGGAACUCUUCUUCUUUUACGGAACGGAGAAUGAAUUUUGUGAUAAUGUGCGUGAUUUUGCCAACUUAGAAGACCAAUGUCCACUACUGGUCAUCCUGGAUUUUCCUGACCAAAAAGUUUAUCUUAGUCCUGAGACGGUGAUCACAAAAGAAAUUGCAACAGACUUUGUAAAACGUUACUUUGCCGGAACAUUGGAGGCCACUUCUAUCAGUUGAAGUUGAGAGUUAUUUUUGUGUCCUCCACAUGUGCUUAUAUUGACCAAUGAUAUAUAUAUACAUAGAAAUGUAUUCUCCACUCAUAACCAGGCAAGUUAGACUGCACGGAACUUGUACCUGGCAGUUGUUAUGGACUGGAAACAUUUGUGAGUGUUUUUUAUUGGUGAAAAGAAAAGAACAUACUUCUUCAAAGAUUGGACUUGUUUAUUACUAUAUUAAGGCUCUGGAAUUGAGCAAAAUGCUAAUACAGGAUAUGAUUGCUUCACUGUAUGCAUAGUGUAGGAUGUCCUUGAUUGGUGUGCUUGAACUUUAACCUCGCAUUUGACCUAUAUAUGGGUACAUCUCUAUAUUUAGAUGCUGUAGUGUGAAGAUGACAGAAUUGAGUGAUGUAUGAUGUUAACUGAUUUUGGACUUACUUGCUAGCUGUAAUACAUACAUAGCUAGACAAAAUACAUACUUAGUUAAGGUGAUAUCUUAACUAUGCUGAAUCAUGAAUCAUAAAAAAUACACACAAGCGUUUUUUAGCUCACCUGCCCAAAGGGCAAGUGAGCUUAUGCCGUGGCGCGGUGUCCGUCGUCCGGCCGUCGGUCAACUUUUCCAUUUAAACAACUUCUUCUCA
Molecule: messenger RNA, 2020 nt
Organism: Pecten maximus
Lineage: Eukaryota; Metazoa; Mollusca; Bivalvia; Pectinida; Pectinidae
Product: nucleoredoxin-like
Exons: 7
Coding region: 148-1401 (417 amino acids)
Source: RefSeq, a predicted model, not a curated record